UCUCCCUCGUAAUUCCAAAGGCAUCACUUUUUCCCUCCUUAUUCUCUCUCUCCUCUCUCUCUCUCGAAGACUAAUUUUUUUUUGUCUGUAAGCUGUAACUCAUCUAGGGCAUUGAGUCGUAAACUCAAACCCCAACUCACUCUCAUUGAUUCUUUCACCUCACACAAAUAAAAAUUUUACCCACAAAAAUUUCAAAUUUGAAUGCCGUUUUUAUUCUUUCCCUCUUUCUCUCUCCUCCAUCUUCUCCCGCUUUGACCGCCUCGGCGACGACGUCCCUUACCAUUGACCCAUCUUCCCAUAACUUCAACUCCCCUAAAGGCUAAAAGAUAAUCAUUUCUUCAUUGACGCAUUUCGUCGAACACCUUACCUUUUGUACUACCAUGAAUAAACCCAGGAAACAAAGCUCUGAUCUUCAAACUCAAUCUUUCACUACUACUACUACUAGUACUAAUACUACAACUACCCUUCAAGAUCUAAGCAUUAAAAAAAGUGAUAGUGUUAGUGUUAGUGUUAGUGUUAGUGCUAGUGUAAGUCCAUGUAGUAGUAGUAAUACCGUGUCCGGAUCGGAAGUUUCCGGGUUUAUUAAGCCGAAUAUCGGGUGUUUGCUUAAAUUAGGUGAAAAUGGAGAAAGUGAGAAAAGUGGGAGUUUGAGUUUGAGUUCAGCUAGUAAUUGUAGCAAUAGUGUUGAUGGAGGUAAUAGUAAUAAUAAUAAUAAUAAUGAUAAGAAUGAAUCAAGUAGUAGUAGUUUUAGAAGUUUUUGUCCAAAUAAGCCUCAUAAAGGGAAUGAUAUAAGAUGGGAAGCAAUACAAUGUGUGAAAGGGAAAGAUGGUGAGUUGGGUUUAGCACAUUUUAGGUUAUUGAAAAAGUUGGGUUUUGGAGAUAUUGGGAGUGUAUAUUUGGCUGAACUUAGAGGAAUGGGUUGUUUGUUUGCUAUGAAAGUUAUGGAUAAAGGGAUGUUAGCAGGAAGGAAGAAGUUAUUGAGAGCUCAAACUGAAAGAGAGAUUCUUGGGUUGUUGGAUCAUCCUUUUCUUCCUACACUUUACUCACAUUUCGAAACCGAUAAGUUUUCUUGCUUGUUGAUGGAGUUUUGUAAUGGUGGUGAUCUUCAUAUUCUUCGUCAACGUCAACCAAACAAGCACUUCCCUGAACAGGCAGCAAGGUUUUAUGCAUCUGAGGUGCUUCUUGCCCUUGAAUAUCUACACAUGAUGGGUGUAGUGUAUAGGGACUUAAAACCCGAAAAUGUCUUGGUAAGAGAAGAUGGACAUAUCAUGCUCUCGGAUUUUGACCUCUCCUUAAGAUGUUGUGUAAAUCCAACUCUUGUUAAAGGUAGCAAUCAGCCCAACUGUACAAACACAUCAUACUGCAUUGAACCUCGAUGCAUUCAGCCGGCUUGUAAACUACCUGUUUGCGUUGAGCCCUCUUGCUUGCAGCCUUCUUGCUUCAGACCGCGCUUUUUCACUUCCAAGUCUACUAAGGUUAAAAGCCAGAGAUUUAGUUUUACAAAUCUGGAUUCACUUCCAGUGCUUAUUGCAGAACCUACCACUGCGCGUUCUAUGUCAUUUGUAGGAACACACGAAUACUUAGCUCCUGAAAUAAUUCGAGGAGAUGGGCAUGGGAGUGCUGUUGAUUGGUGGACAUUUGGUAUUUUCUUGUAUGAAUUACUCCAUGGAAAGACACCCUUUAAAGGCAAUGGAAACCGUGAAACAUUGUUCAAUGUGGUUGGACAACCACUCAAAUUUCCUGAAGGUUCAGCAGCAAGUUUUGCAGCUAAGGAUUUGAUCAGAGGUUUGUUAGUGAAAGAUCCUCAAAAGAGAUUGGGAUUCAAAAGAGGAGCAACGGAGAUCAAACAACACCCGUUCUUUGAGAGUGUAAAUUGGGCUUUAAUUCGCGGUAGUCUUCCUCCAGAGAUCCCAAAGCCUAUCGACUUAACUAUUUUCAACCACUCAACAAAAACAUCUGAACCUCCUAAUGAAAAACAGGGAACUUCUGAUUCAGAUAGGUCUUCUGGUCCUUACUUAGAUUUCGAAUUCUUCUAAUCUCUAUUUUAGUUAGGAUAAUCUUUGAUUAGUUAGGAUAAUAUAAGUGCCAUUUGUGUAUCCAUUUUUUUGUGUUCUUCAAUGAAAUGAGGCCCUUUUCCCCCUGCAUUUUAUGCUUGGCAUAUUGUUUUGGUUCAAAUUAUGUGGUUUGUGUAGGAUUUUUAGUCAUAGUUGAAGUUGAUUAGCUGAAUGUCAUUCUUUUUCCUACUAGAAAUAAAAGGCACAGGGAAAGAUGCUUAACUUUU
Beta vulgaris subsp. vulgaris (sugar beet) is the source of this 2281-nucleotide messenger RNA. RefSeq names its product serine/threonine-protein kinase D6PKL1. The coding region runs from base 381 to 2036 and encodes 551 amino acids. Gene Ontology annotation, cellular component: cytoplasm; plasma membrane; nucleus. Gene Ontology annotation, molecular function: protein serine/threonine kinase activity; ATP binding. The transcript has 2 exons. The record is from RefSeq and is a predicted model, not a curated record. Gene Ontology annotation, biological process: protein phosphorylation. Lineage: Eukaryota; Viridiplantae; Streptophyta; Magnoliopsida; Caryophyllales; Amaranthaceae.